AUGAGAGCUGAUACUAUUGAAUUAAAGGAGAUCCUAAGAGGCCUUGACAGGUUUAGUCAAAGUGGUCUUCGUUGGACACUCACCAUGGUAUUCGCCAUAGAAGAGAUAAAUAGGAAUAGGGAGUUACUACCUCACACGACGCUGGGUUACGAAAUUUUCGACAGCUGUGACGCAUCUUCCGAAGGUCUGAAAGGAGCUUUCAACUUACUGAAGGGAAGAGGCAAUGGCGCUCCCAACUCCACGUGUGCUGGAGUCCCAUUAGUACCUGUGAUUGUGGGAGAUGGCGCGUCAUCGCAAUCUAUCGCAGUGUCUCGAUUAGUUGCUCCUUUCGCUAUUGGCCUGGUCAGCUACUUUGCGUCAUGCUCUUGCCUCAGUAAUAAGAGUGAGUUUCCGACAUUCUUGAGGACGAUUCCUAGCGAUGCUGUUCAAAUGAAAGCUUUAGUUCGACUCAUACACCACUUUGAAUGGACCUGGAUCGGAGCCGUGGCUGAAGACAACGAUUAUGGUCGCUUCGGAAUGAGGUCUCUCAUUGAAGAGGCGGCGAAGUUUGAAAUCUGUAUCGCCUACAUCGAAUUCCUUUUACCCGGUCGCACAAGACAAAGAGUGAGCCAAGUUGCAAAGACCAUUAGAACAUCGUCUGCUAAGGUGUUGAUAAUGUUCUGUGGCGAGAGUGACGCCAUGUCUUUGGUAAACGAACUCAGAAUAGCAGAAACUGUGGAUAUUUUAUCAGGAACAAUCGGCUUUGGAAUCAGGCGAGCGGAAAUUCCAGGACUGAGAGAGUUUCUAGUCAAACUUCAUCCUUCCACAGCACCAUACAAUACGUAUGUUCAAGAACUGUGGGGCCACGUCUUCGGCUGUAGCAUAAAAACCUCAAAUCACAGCCUGAAAGAAAACAUGUCAGCGUUUCCCUACAAACCGUGCACCGGUUCAGAAAACCUAGAGACGGUUGAAUCUGCAUACUCCGAUGUGUCGCAGUUAAGAGUUUCCUACAAUGUAUACAAAGCGGUAUACGCCAUAGCUCACGCCCUUCAGAAUUUACAAUCGUGUGAAAAUGGGAAAGGCCCAUUUGUCAACAACACAUGUGGUCAAAAGUCAAAAGUUCUGUCUUGGCAGCUUUUACACUACCUGAGGGAGGUACGUUUCACCAGCCAGUUUGGGGAGGAAGUAAGCUUUGAUAAAAAUGGAGAUGCUAUUGCUUCCUAUGACCUGAUAAACUGGCAGAAGCGUCCUGAUGGGUCGAUUGACUUUGUCAAUGUUGGCUAUUAUGACGAAGCGUUGCCGAAAGGGGAGGAACUCGAGUUGGAUGAAAGUAGAAUUGUGUGGCACAGAACAGCUCUUCAAAAUAAGGCCCCUCUCUCAGUGUGUAGUAAAAGCUGUCUUGCAGGUACCAGAAAAGCAGUACGUAAGGGUCAGCCUGUUUGCUGCUUUGAUUGUUUGCCAUGUGCCGAUGGGGAGAUCAGUAACGAAACAGGUUCAAUAGAAUGCAUCAAAUGCCCGUCAGAUUACUGGUCCAAUGAGCCAAGAAAUCAAUGCAUUCCGAAAGAAAUUGAGUUCCUCUCCUUUCAAGACAGCAUGGGAAUAACGCUGACGGCGAUUUCAGUGCUUGGAGCUUGUAUCACAGGGGCUAUUGCAACUGUAUACUUACAUUUCAUAAACACUCCUAUUGUAAAGGCCAACAAUUCGGAAUUGAGCUUCCUUCUAUUAAUCUCAUUAAUACUGUGCUUUCUGUGCUCCAUUGCAUUCAUCGGACAGCCCUCAGCAUGGUCAUGCAUGGUGCGGCACACGGUGUUUGGAGUUAGUUUUGCUCUAUGUCUUUCUUGUAUUCUCAGUAAGACUCUGGUAGUCCUAAUGGCAUUUAAAGCAACUCUGCCGGGUAGUGAUGUUAUGAAAUGGUUCGGACCCAGACAACAAAGGUCAAUUGUUUUUAUCUGCGCAUUGAUUCAAGUAAUAAUAUGUGUGAUCUGGUUGUUGACCUCUCCCCCACUCCCAGCUAAAAACACCAAAUAUCAAAAUGCAAAGAUUAUCCUCGAGUGUGGCGUGGGUUCCACAGUAGCAUACUGUAGUGUGUUUGGUUACAUUGGCUUGUUAGGCUGCAUUUGUUUAAUUUUAGCCUUAUUGGCCCGGAAGCUGCCGGACAGAUUCAAUGAAGCUAAACUCAUAACGUUCAGCAUGCUCAUAUUUUUUGCAGUUUGGGUGACAUUUAUUCCAGCUUAUGUGAGCCAGCCCGGAAAAUACACGGUGGCUGUUGAGGUAUUUGCAAUUUUAGCAUCGAGCUUUGGAUUAUUGUUCUGUAUCUUUUUUUCAAAGUGUUACAUAAUCUUGCUAAAACCCGACGAGAACACCAAAAAACAUGCAAUUGCUAAAAAAUGUACAACCGUAACGUAA
Molecule: messenger RNA, 2385 nt
Organism: Stegostoma tigrinum
Lineage: Eukaryota; Metazoa; Chordata; Chondrichthyes; Orectolobiformes; Stegostomatidae
Product: extracellular calcium-sensing receptor-like
Exons: 7
Coding region: 1-2385 (794 amino acids)
Biological process (GO): G protein-coupled receptor signaling pathway
Cellular component (GO): membrane
Molecular function (GO): G protein-coupled receptor activity
Source: RefSeq, a predicted model, not a curated record